Messenger RNA from Lepisosteus oculatus (spotted gar), 1104 nucleotides. RefSeq names its product CD79a molecule, immunoglobulin-associated alpha (gene cd79a). NCBI's taxonomy places the organism in Eukaryota, Metazoa, Chordata, Actinopteri, Semionotiformes, Lepisosteidae. The record is from RefSeq and is a predicted model, not a curated record. Gene Ontology annotation, biological process: B cell receptor signaling pathway; B cell differentiation. Gene Ontology annotation, cellular component: B cell receptor complex; membrane; external side of plasma membrane. Gene Ontology annotation, molecular function: transmembrane signaling receptor activity.
GGAGUGGAGAGGAGAGAGAGGAGGCGCUGCCAGACCAGAGGAGGCACACUCUGCACUCUGCCCGUGAGCCACGGUCAUGGCGCGCUGGAUCACACUGCUGGGCGUCGCGGCUCUGUGUGCAGUAGGGGGCGCUUUCCUGCACAACGAGGUGGAUCUGCAGGUCGAGCCCCCCUCCGUGCGUGUGGAGCGGCUGCAGACCGCCACCGUCACCUGCUGCUACAAGUCCGCGCGGGCGGGCCUCAGCGCGCGGUGGGAGGGCCUCGCCCCCGGGGCCGGGAACCGCACCGCCAGCCGCCAGCGGAACGUCACCCUGGAUGACCGCGUCACUCGGGCGGAGGGCAGGAAGGGCAACUGGACCUGCGUCACGCUGACCAUCCGGCAGGCCACCGAGGACGACACCCAGCUGUACCGCUGCUCCCUGCGGGACAACACGUCGUCCACCCCGCUCCUCUCUCCCGGGACCUACCUGAAGAUCUACAAUACCUCAGAAAAACUGAUCAACCUCAGUGAGAGGACCAAGAACCAUCUCAUUGUGUUGCAGGCAGUGAUUCUGAUGCUGUGUGUAUUAUUGCCAGGAACUGCCCUGCUGUGCAAGGCGAAGCAACAGAGUGAAAAGUCCCUGGAUUUUAAGAAGAAGAGGAGAGAGGAGGAGGAGAAUAUCUAUGAGGGUCUCAAUCUGGAUGAGUGCUCCAUGUAUCAUGACAUAUCCCGAUCCAAAGUCCAUGGACCCUAUGAGGAUGUUGCCAACCUGAGGGGCUCGGACAUCCAGCUGGAAAAACCCUGAGAGAAUUGUGGCAGUGGGAGUGGGAGUGGGCUGGAGUAGCACUGGGGUGGGACUGGAAUAGGAAAAGGAGAGGGACGGGAGGGGGGAGAGGAGACACAAACAGAGAGGUCAGGAGAAGGAGAAAAGGGAGAGGGUGGGAGGGAGAUUUCUGUAGACAGAGUUGCUCUUUCCUCAGUAUCCUGCUAGUUGUUCUGUUCUGUACGUGUUCUUUUUUACGGAGUAGUUCAGGAACUGUUGUAGCUAUGUGUUGUCUGCUGCUGUGCUUUAGCAAUACUGGAACAGCUCACUCAUGUCAAUAAAGCCCUUUGAAUUGAACAGAU